This is a messenger RNA of Triticum dicoccoides, 1322 nucleotides long. RefSeq lists its product as uncharacterized. The record is from RefSeq and is a predicted model, not a curated record. The transcript is spliced from 3 exons. Lineage: Eukaryota; Viridiplantae; Streptophyta; Magnoliopsida; Poales; Poaceae. The coding region runs from base 161 to 751 and encodes 196 amino acids.
UCCGCCAUACAUGAUUGAUUUCCCCUUCAUUUAUUUUCUCCAUGUACUUUUCGUCUCCUCAUAAUCCUCCCUUUCUCUUCGUCUCCUCCAUCCAGUCCCCCUACAUUGGAUCGAAGCCCCUCACAUUUACCAACAAUGGUAGUGCCGAUUCCCUUAAAAAAUGAUGGUUGUAUUCAUGGUGCGGUGCUGCUGCCGGAGAAGCCUUCGUAGUUCGUCGCCGCCAAAGACCCGCGCGAUGUUGCCGACCCGGGCCCCUGUGGUCACCAUGGUUAACCUUAGCCCCCACACCCCGUUGUCGGUGAAUCGAGCCUCGCUGGCCCAAACCCCGCUCCAGUGUAUGCGUCCUGCUCCAACAUCAAUUGUACUGAAGUUGUGCAGAUCGAGGGUUGGCAAGAUUGACUACAAUUCUCCAUGUGUUCUAUUGAUCGAGGGUUGGCAGAUCAGAGGUUCGGCUCCAAACUUAGGGAAAUCUGCUGCUGCAACAAGUCCUUCCGAGCUGAUGAUUCUCCGAUUAUGGAAGUACUCUGCCCUUUCUAGUCAAUGGACAUUGGCAAUGGCCGCCGUGGUUGGCUUCAACUACUGCGGGUUUGUGGUAUUCGAGCUGGCGACCACGAACCCGGACCUGGUCCGCUCCAUCGUCGUCUCUAGCAACGCCAUCAAGUACACUGGAGCCAUGAAGGACAAAUUGAUGCCCGAGUCGGUAGGCCAACUCAGGUUGCUGUUCUCCAACGCCGUGCACAUGAAGUCGUGAUUUCUGGGUCGCCUUCUCAAGGACUUUCUUAUGGUUAGUAUGUACACUACAUACUUUGCUCUCUCUUAGCCUCCCUUCUUUAUUUUUUCAGUUUUCUCCACUACUCUACUAAAUAGUGAGCAGUGACCCACGUGAAUGAUCGGCUCAAGUGGUAAUUUAUUAAUUCUUAGCCACACAGUAGCUCCUCAGUUUCUCAUACCACUCACAUCUCCUCACCUGCUGGAUAAGCACAAAAAGGAGUAAACGAAUAGUACCAAACAUUUGAAUAGAAGGAGACAGCCAACUGCGGAUAUCUUUGCCUAGCUGAGAGAAGGGGUUUGACAAGGAGGAUGCAGAUGAAGGAUUCAGAAUUGCGGCGAGGCAUUGGUUAAUUUUCUGUAAUCUUCUCUUUUUGUUGUGUUGGUUUUGCCUGAUGCGUGUCACCAUGUGUGGGCUCUCUGUGAUUUCCUGGUAUCACACGAUCGGGUGUGCAUGUGUUUUCCUGUUUUCCAUGCCCUACUUUGUAGCCGGGUAAUCCCAGCAAUGAUAUGCUAACUUUUCAAUUCAAUAUAAAAGUUGGCCCGUUGUUCUU